AAAUAAUAAGAGCAUUGGACGAUCGCAAACGCUGAAAUAAGAAACAGAGGUUUUCACGCACAACACACAGUAAUGGAUUCUUCUUCCGACGAGGGGAAGAUCUUCAUCGGCGGCAUAGGCUGGGACACGACGGAGGAGGGGCUCAAAGACCAUUUCAGCCGUUACGGUGAGGUCAGUCACACCAUGAUCAUGCGGGACAGGAUCACCGCCCACCCACGGGGCUUCGGCUUUGUCGUCUUCUCCGAUCCCUCCGUCAUUCCCUCCGUUCUUCAGCAAACCCACACCAUCGAUGGCCGUACCGUUGAAGCUAAGAGAGCCAUGUCAAGAGAACAGCAGCAAACCUUGAAAUCUGGAAGCACUAGUAGUGCUGGUGGAAAUUUUGGAGGGUCUGAGAAUCUCAAAACCAAGAAAAUUUUUGUGGGAGGGUUGCCUUCUACCUUACGUGAAGAUGAAUUCAGGGAAUAUUUUCAAGAUUUUGGCAAUGUAACUGACGUUGUAAUUAUGUACGACCCAAAUACUGGUCGACCACGUGGUUUUGGUUUCAUUACCUUUACCACAGAAGACGCUGUUGAUAGAGUUCUCCACAAGACCUUCCAUGAGGUGACUGGGAAGCUUGUUGAGGUAAAACGAGCACUCCCUAAAGACUCAGUAACUGGUGCUGGUGCCCGUGGAAGUUACAAAGGCUAUGGUUCUUACAAUUCUAGCAGUAGAACGUUCGGUAGUCAAAUGGGAAGCAAUGGAUUUAUGCAGCCAACAACUGGUGGUUAUCCACCGUACUCUGGCUAUGGAGGCUCCAGCUUUGGUUAUAUAGGAAAUAGCAAUUCUGCCUAUAGUGCUUAUGGUGGAUACGGUGUUGGUGCUUAUGGAAGUGCCAAUCCUGGUUAUACCAGCCCAGCAGGAGUCUACGGGAACGCUAGCUCUCCAAAUACUAAUUUCUCGAAAAAUCAGUGGCGCAGCCAGACUGCCGGAUAUGGUGCUUCUGGAUACAAUCAAACUCCAAGCUACGGGGCUUCUGUUCCUUGGAGGAAUCCAUCCAGAAAUAGUCCUAGCGGUUAUGGCCCAGCCGGAAGAUCUCCAAGUGGUGCUUCUCGAUAUAUUAAUAAAGGGUACAACUAUAAUAGUUAUGGUGGAACACACAACUCUAACGAAUAUGCUGGAGCGGAUGCUGCUGCUGCUGCUGGACAUCAAAGUGGAAAUGGUAGUUACGUGGGAAGGACGUAUGGUAAUAAUAGUAGUAAUGGUUCUUCAGGGCAUCCUGAUGCUAGGUGGAAAUCAGAUGCUUGAGAUUUGUGGUCCAUGAUGCAUCUAAAUUCCCAUCCAAGAUGGUUCUUCAGGGUAUCAUAAUGAUAGAUUUCUGCUUUUCUUGCUAGUGAAUUACAUAUCUUGUCAAAAAUAAUAGGUGGUUUUGCAGACAGUUCUGUGUUGCUUUAUAUAAAUGGAAAUUUAAUUUAUCUUCUGCCUU
Molecule: messenger RNA, 1462 nt
Organism: Sesamum indicum (sesame)
Lineage: Eukaryota; Viridiplantae; Streptophyta; Magnoliopsida; Lamiales; Pedaliaceae
Product: heterogeneous nuclear ribonucleoprotein 1
Molecular function (GO): RNA binding
Source: RefSeq, a predicted model, not a curated record